UGGGCAGUGGAGUGAAACUGAACAACUCCUGCACCCCCAUAACCACACCAGAGCUGACCACUCCAGUGGAGCUCCAGCAAAGAUACAUCCAAGAGGACGGAGACCUCCACGGCUCUCCUGGGGACAGGCCCCUCUGGCAGCAGACGGUACCCUGGGUAGGCCUGCAUGGACAUCCCCAUCAGCAGCAGAGACUUCCGCUGCCUGCAGCUAGCCUGUGUGGCCCUCGGCCUGGUGGCUGGCAGCAUCAUCAUCGGUGUGUCCGUGUCCAAAGCUGCAGCCGCCGUGGGUGGCAUCUUUAUUGGCGCUGCCAGUCUGGGGUUCCUCAUCUUGGCCUACCCCUUUCUAAAGGCUCGGUUCAACCUGGAUCACAUCCUGCCCACCAUAGGGAGCCUGAGAAUUCACCCCCACCCGGGGCCAGACCAUGGGGAGGGAAGAUCCAGCACCAAUGGCAAUAAAGAGGGAGCCCGAAGCAGCCUGUCCACUGUGAGCAGAACACUGGAGAAGCUGAAGCCAGGGGGCCGGGGAACUGCAGAGGGCUGAGGCAGGGGUGAGGGGUUACCCCCUACCCUCCCUCCCUCUCUGCCUACUACCCUGAUCUCAGAGCCCUCCUGGGUCCGAACCAGAGGUGAACCAGGCCCUGGAGACACCAGACAUGCAUUCGCCUGAGCAAAGCUCUUGAAAAUGGAUCCCACAUGGCCGAGAGCAGGGCCUGAAGCAAAGGUGUCACUGGAGGUUCCACAGGGGACCCUUGUAUCAGGCUUUUGAUGUGGAUUUUCUCUCUGGACUGCAGCUCAGCAGGCUUCCCUUUUUGAUCUACUGACUGGUUUCUCUGGAAUUGGGGGCCAGAGGUACUUCAGGCCCUUGCUCCAGCCUGGCCACAGAAAUGAACCACAGGCUGACAGGAGCCACAGACAGGAUCCCCUCAGCCCCUGAGGCUUGGCCCUGGGCUUCUAGAGCUCACUGGAUAGAUAGAAGGGCUGGAACAGAUUCUUUCUGGAUAUCAAAAACUUUGGGCCACUCCUUAGGUACAGGCUUUCAGCAAUAGCAAACCAGACAGGAGCAUGUCCUAGACAAACAAAAUAGUCAUGCUGGGACAGGGGCCCAGGUAAGGCAGUGACCUAGAGGCUUCCAGGAGGAGGUGGCUCCUGAACUGAGUCCUGUCCUGAGACUCUUGUGUGUGACUCCACCAUCCAAGGCUUUUUGUGAUCUCACCCCAGACAAGACCUCCAGCCUUCCCUCUUGUCCCCCACCCUCUCACCGCUGCUGAACAAUCUCAAAUAUUCCAGCCUCCACGCUUUGUCUUGUGUUCUCCUGGAGGCCCCCUACUCCUCUCUGCCUAUCCAAAGCCCUCACCUUGAAAGGCACAGUUCCAAGGAUCCCCUUAACACAACACCCUCCCCAUCAUCUUCCUGCAGCCCAUGCCUCUCUCCCUCCACGGGGUCCAGGCAGGCUGAAGUCUCCUUUUUCAUAAAACAAUUAUUAAUCCUACUGAAACCUACUGUGCGUUGCCCUUUUCCAGUUACUGUCAGGGUACACAGUAGGUGCUCAAUAAAUGUUAGUGGCAUCAAUUUAACACAAAAACAAUUCCCCAAUCUUUCCCUGGAGAGUCACAUCAAGGCCCCAUGUAUCUUUGUGGUUUGGGGCAAGGAGGACCUGGCCCACGUGUGUGUGGCUAUGCAGAAAACAUUGUGCCUCCCUCCACACCACUCCUCACUCACCUACACCCUCAAGGUGGAGCAGGUGUUUGACCUCUACAGAGACAUCUGCUCCAUGUGGCCUCUGUUCAUGUUUGUGAGCAAAGGACAAGCUAGGAAGAGUCUCAUUCUUCAAGGACCAGUGCAGAUGACACCUCCUCUCAGAAGCCUCCCCUGACUGUGCUGUGCUCCCACAGCCCAUAUCAUUCUGAGUGGUCUUUGUCACCUUCCUCCUCUCAAGAGCAGGGGCCAGAGGACGUACCCAGCAGACGUCGCAAAACCAAACCAAAAGUGGGAGAGGCCACUUCAUUGUACGGAUGGGAAAGCUGAGGCCCUCCAGAAAAAAGGACUCAUCGAGUCCCGCGGUGAGAGGUUGUGCAACCAGGCCUUAUAGUCAGGGCUCCUCUCUCCCCACCCAAGGCUCUACCCUCUGCUGUCCUUGGCACAGAGACCAGCUCCCUGACCAGAGUGGGACAGACCUCCACUCAUAAAUGCUGGCCAGUUGUGGAGCCUGUGGUUCCUCCAGCCUGAGGGAAGUCCCCCUCCUUCUAUUUCCCUCCCCUCCACCUCCCUCCUGCCUGAUCACUUACCCUUCUCCACUCCCUCAACGUCAUUAUCAUCAACAUAACUUGGGCCCAGCGGCCCCUCCUUGCUCAAUAAGGAAACCCUUCCUCCUGCCCAUCUUUAAUCCUUACCUGAA
Messenger RNA from Prionailurus viverrinus (fishing cat), 2394 nucleotides. It is a transcript of the gene KNCN, whose product is annotated as kinocilin. Gene Ontology annotation, cellular component: neuronal cell body; kinocilium; apical plasma membrane. Bases 166 to 540 code for a protein of 124 amino acids. The record is from RefSeq and is a predicted model, not a curated record. Lineage: Eukaryota; Metazoa; Chordata; Mammalia; Carnivora; Felidae. The transcript is spliced from 5 exons.